UCCGCACUCCCCUUCCGGUUUUUAUUUACAAAGUGUCUUCACCGGGAAGGUCAGCAUUUCGAGGCCCCGCUGGUGAAAACUAUCGACGUGACAAUGUCCGAAGCUGCAGAAAGAGACACUUUAUGUUUUUUUGUCAACGGGAAAAAGGUGACUGAAGAGCACGUGGAUCCUGAGACCACGCUGUUGUCCUUCCUGAGACAAAAGCUGAGGUUAACUGGAACCAAAUAUGGCUGCGGAGGAGGAGGCUGCGGUGCAUGCACCGUGAUGGUGUCACGCUAUCGGACUUCAAACAAAACCAUUGUUCAUUACUCGGCCAACGCCUGCCUGAUGCCACUCUGCCAGCUUCACGGAGCCGCCAUUACCACCGUUGAGGGUGUUGGGAGUACCAAGACCAGGAUCCACCCUGUCCAGGAGCGGAUAGCGAAGGCGCAUGGCUCCCAGUGCGGCUUCUGCACUCCAGGCAUGGUGAUGUCUAUGUACACCCUUCUGCGGAACAAUCCUCAGCCCAGCCUAGAUGACAUCACCGAGGCGAUGGCUGGGAAUCUGUGCCGCUGCACCGGAUAUCGGCCCAUUGUUGACGGCUGCAGGACCUUCUGUCAAGAUGCCAACUGCUGCCAAGUCAACGGUGAGAAAAACUGCUGCAGCGAGGAAGAAAAAUAUGAUGAAACUCCAUUGCUGUUUGACAAGUUGGACUUUCUGCCACUGGACGCAACACAAGACCUGAUCUUUCCCCCGGAACUGAUUCUGAUGGCGGAAACAGACAGGCCACAGACACUCACAUUUCGUGGGGAGAGGAUGACCUGGAAAUCCCCUGUUCUGCUAGAGGAGCUGGUCCAGCUCAAGACCAGCAACCCAAAGGCUCCGUUGAUCAUGGGGAAUACUAAUUUAGGUCCGGAUAUGAAAUUCAAAGGCAUUCUGCAUCCAUUGGUGAUAUCUUCCAUCCGAGUAUUGGAGCUCUUUGAGGUGACUGAGACGCCACAUGGUGUUUGUUUGGGAGCGGGCUACACCCUCUCCGAGACCCGGGCUAUUUUAAAUAAGUUUUGCAGCCAGUUUCCAGAGGAGAAGACAGAGCUGUUCAGAGCGCUCAUCAAGCAGCUAGGGAAUUUGGGAAGCCAGCAGAUCCGCAAUGUUGCUACUCUUGGAGGAAACAUUAUGAGUGCAUAUCCAAACUCUGACCUAAACCCAGUUUUUGCUGCCGGUAACUGCAGCGUGAGCGUCAUCAACAUUGAAGGAAAACGGGAGGUUCCACUCAAUCAGGACUUCUUUGUGAGCCUUGGGAAGACCAUCUUGAAGCCAGAGGAGAUUGUUGUCUCUUUGCUAAUCCCUUUCUCCAGAAAGGGAGAGUUUGUUCGAGCGUUCCGUCAGGCUCCAAGAAAGGAGAGCGCAUUUGCUACUGUGACCACUGGGAUGCGAGUCAUGUUCUCUAAAGGGUCCAGAAUAGUAGAAGAUAUCAGUAUUUACUAUGGAGGUGUAGGCGCGACCACAGCCAGCGCCGCCAAAACUUGUGCUGCUAUCAUUGCACGACCGUGGAAUGAUGAAACCCUCAGCAAGGCUUAUGACAUCCUCAUCAAAGAAUUUGAUCUCCCACCUUCGAUUCCAGGAGGAAAAGCAGAGUUCCGUCGCUCUUUGAUUCUCAGUUUCCUUUUCAAAUUCAAUCUAGAGAUCCUUCAGACCCUCAGAAAGAUGAACGUGAUUGAAGAGGAAGCCAUUGAGAAGAUUGAGCCUCUGCCCAGAGAGAUCCAGCGGAGCCAUCAGGAGUUCAAUAAUGUCUCUGAGGGCCAGAGCGAACAUGACCCGCUGGGCCGACCCGUCAUGCAUCGAUCCGCCAUCAGCCAGGCCACCGGAGAGGCAGUUUACUGCGAUGAUCUCCCAACAAUUGAUGGCGAACAUUUCCUGGCUCUGGUCACCAGCUCAAAAGCACAUGCCAAGAUCAUAAGCGUGGAUGUGAGCAAAGCCCUACUACUUCCUGGUGUCAUUGACGUCAUCACGGCCAAAGAUAUUCCUGGGAAGAAAUCCCGCAUCAUUUGUGGUUAUGAUGAAGACGUGCUUGCUAGGACACAGGUGUCAUGCAUCGGUCAAAUAGUGUGUGCUGUCUUGGCGGACUCCAGAGUUCAUGCCAAAAGAGGUGCGUCAGCAGUGAAUAUCAGCUAUGAAGACUUGCCAGACCCGAUUUUUACGAUCGAGGACGCCAUUAAGCAGUCAUCCUUCUAUGAGCCACGGAGAGAGAUUGAGAGAGGAAAUGUGACAGAGGCCUUCAAGGGUGUCGAUCUGAUUCACAAAGGUGAGAUUCGUAUAGGCGGCCAGGAACAUUUCUACCUGGAGACCCAGAGCAUGUUGGUGGUACCAGUGGGAGAGGAAAGGGAGUUAAACGUUUAUGCGUCUUCUCAGUGGCCAACAGCACUUCAGAUGGCCGUUGCUGAAACGUUGGCCAUCCCGUUUAACCGAGUCAUCUGUCACGUCAAAAGAAUAGGCGGGGCAUUUGGAGGGAAAGUUGUAAAAACCAGCAUACUUGCUUGUAUCACGUCUGUGGCUGCGUGGAAGAACAACUGUCCGGUCCGCUGUGUUCUGGAACGAGGUGAGGACAUGCUGAUCACUGGUGGACGUCAUCCUGUGCUGGGUAAAUACAAGGUUGGCUUCCAGAACGACGGAAGGAUCCUGGCGGCAGAUAUCCAGAUCUACACCAAUGCUGGCAAUGCAGUCGAUGAAUCAGUCUUUGUAGUAGAGAAGAUACUGCUUGAACUGGACAACGCCUACAACAUUCCCAAUCUGCGUGGCCGAGCUGCCGCCUGCAGAACCAACCUGCCCUCCAACACAUCCUUCAGAGGCUUCGGAGUGCCUCAAGGUGCUUGUAUUGUGGAGAACAUCAUUCAUGAUGUGGGAAUGGCGCUACAGUUUCCUGUGGAUAAGAUUCAAGAGAUCAAUAUGUACAGAGGACCAUCACUCACCCACUACAAGAUGGAGUUCAGCCCAGAGAACUUACUGCGCUGCUGGGACAAAUGUAAAGUCAAGUCUGACUACAAUGCUCGCUGCGAUGGUGUAGAAAAGUUUAACCAGCAGAACCGCUGGAAGAAGAGAGGAAUCGCUAUUACCCCGAUUAAAUUUGGCAUCGGCUUUGCAGAAGGCUUCAUGAACCAUAGCGCAGCUCUGGUGAACAUCUAUGUGGAUGGCUCGGUUCUGGUGACUCAUGCUGGGACAGAGAUGGGUCAAGGAGUCCACACUAAAAUGCAACAGGUGGCCAGUCGUGAGCUUCACAUCCCCCCCUCGAAAGUCUACAUCAGUGAAACCAACACCAGCACUGUUCCUAAUACCGGCCCCUCCGCCGCCUCCUAUGGCACAGACGCCAACGGCAUUGCCGUAAAGAAUGCUUGCCAGACCCUCUAUCAGCGACUGGAGCCCAUCCGGCUGAAGAACCCCAAAGGAACAUGGGAGAAUUGGGUCUUUGAAGCCAUUAUGGAGAAGAUCAGUUUAUCUGCCACUGGAAACCACAGGGGUGCAGACUCUCACAUGGACUGGGACAAGAUGGAGGGCCGCCCCUACCCUUAUUUCACAUUCGGGGUCUGCUGUAGUGAGGUGGAGCUAGACUGCCUCACCGGUGACUACAUGACGGUGAGGACAGACAUUGUCGUGGACAUUGGCCAGAGUUUGAACCCGUCAGUGGACAUCGGCCAGAUUGAAGGUGCCUUCAUGCAGGGUUUGGGUCUUUACACGCUGGAAGAGUUGAAGUUUUCUCCAUCUGGGCUUCUGUACACCCGAGGUCCAUCACAGUAUAAAAUACCCGCUGUUUGCGACAUGCCCCUCAGCUUCAAUGUCUAUCUCCUCUCGGACUCCUACAACCCCCAUGCCAUCUACUCUUCUAAGGGUAUCGGGGAACCCGCCCUCUUUUUGGGCAGUUCAGUGUUUUUCGCCAUCAAACAUGCUAUCGCAGCAGCACGCAAAGAGGUCGGCCUCACGGGCUGUUUUUCUCUCAGCAGCCCUGCUACUGCAGAGAGAAUUUGCCUCGCCUGUGCAGCCCCCUUCACCCAAAAGAUUCAAGCGAGCAAAACAGAAUCCGUCCAUCAACCUUGGGCCCUAAACAUUUAAAACCCUCAGCUACCUGAAGUGUCUAGACCAGGGGUAGAGAACCUUUUUGGCUGAGAGAGCCAUACAAGCCAAAUAUUUUUAAAAGUAUUUCCGUGAGAGCCAUAUAAUAUUUUUUUUUUAACACUGAAUACAACUAUAUGCGUGCAUUUUUAAGAAAGACCAACAUUUUUAGAGUAUAAUAAGUCUCGUAUUCUUUUUAAUAACAUGGAUGAAAAUGCAUGAGAAUGUUUUAUAUUUUGAACGUUAUUUUUGACACUGUGAUUACCAGCGGAAUUAGUCAUUACUUAUCGUGUUAAGCAAUGUCACCUAAGAUUUAUCUGAGAGCCUGAUGCAGUCAUCAAAAGAGCCACAUCUGGCUCUAGAGCCAUAGGUUCCCUACCCCUGGACUAGACCAUCGUCUCACGCGCAAAUUAACUUUCAAUGAUUCUGCUUGCUUUUUAAAUGUGUGACCCCUUGAAACUGUACUCUUAAUAGUAAAAAGUUCAAGUUAAUGUACCAAUGAUUGUCACACAUACAGUAGGUGUGGCCCCACCCUCCUCUGUAAGGGGGGUCUACCUUCUCACUAUGAGAGUUAACUCCUUUUGUCUUACUUUUAGACCUCGCUUAGCAAUGCUAUGGUUGCAUUUUAAGGGCUGGUCUCCUAAAGCUUUAGUAAAACUUGGCUAACUA
Molecule: messenger RNA, 4749 nt
Organism: Nerophis ophidion (straightnose pipefish)
Lineage: Eukaryota; Metazoa; Chordata; Actinopteri; Syngnathiformes; Syngnathidae
Product: aldehyde oxidase 1-like
Exons: 35
Coding region: 94-4080 (1328 amino acids)
Molecular function (GO): molybdopterin cofactor binding; 2 iron, 2 sulfur cluster binding; FAD binding
Source: RefSeq, a predicted model, not a curated record